Molecule: messenger RNA, 1337 nt
Organism: Oxyura jamaicensis (ruddy duck)
Lineage: Eukaryota; Metazoa; Chordata; Aves; Anseriformes; Anatidae
Gene: KNSTRN
Product: kinetochore localized astrin (SPAG5) binding protein
Exons: 8
Coding region: 388-1059 (223 amino acids)
Biological process (GO): regulation of attachment of spindle microtubules to kinetochore; spindle organization; mitotic sister chromatid segregation
Cellular component (GO): centriolar satellite; microtubule plus-end; mitotic spindle
Source: RefSeq, a predicted model, not a curated record
AACCACUUCACGCAGGUCACUCGGGGCGGUUUGAGCCACCUCAAGCACAGGAGGCACACCGAGGGCUCAGCAGCGAGCAAAACCCCUCAGAGAGCCUCAAACAUCUCCAGGGCUCCGCUCCCUGAGCGUCCACCCGGCGGUGAGAAGCAACGGGUGGCAGUAAGUGCCCUGCCCGCCCCCUCAGGGCGGCCGCCAUUUGCACAGCGCCUCCCCUCAGGGGAGAGCCUUCCCCCGCUGCCAUGCGCGCUGCGCUUGUGCGCAUGCGCAGCGCCGCCCGACCGUUGGGCGCCCGCUCCGGUUCAAACGGCGGCUGAGGGAGCGGGCGGGCCCUGUGGGAGCGGAGCGGAACCGGAGCGGAUCCGGAGGGGAAUCCGGAGCCCUGCGGAAAUGCAGAUGGCUUUUUCUUCGAAGAAACAAUGUGUUGGUAAAACACCAGAUCCAGAGUUCAACAAAGAUCCAAAUUUUAACUUUAGCUCCAAUAUUCCAGUAGAUGGUGUCUUCAAAGCUACAAAUCAAGGGUUUCCUAAAUCUGCCAAGAAAGUGGAACCACUUUUGAAGAAGACUGCUACAAGAGGGCCUCUGAGCAGAUACAAACUAGAAACAGAGCUGAAGACCAAGAAUCAGCUGCUAGAAACAGCCAAGCAGCAGUUACACACCAGACUAACAGGAGCGCAGAGCACUAUAAAGGAAUUAAAGGAGGAGAAUGAAGGCCUGUUGCAAGAAGUCGAGAAGCUCAAGAAAUUUCAGGAGACGUGCAUGGUCAUUUUAGAAAGCAGAAACAUUGAUCCUGUUACAGGUAGCAACAUUGUGGAGGAGGAAGAAAAGACAAAGGAAUGCCAGAAGCAGACAACGCUGUUGACUGAGAAGCUCAUAGCAGAACUGAAGGUAUUUAAUCAAACGGCUGAAAAAGAAAAGGAAGCACUUCAGACAGCAAUGGCUAAGUGGAAACUGGCAGAGGAAGAGAGGCAGCAGUCCCUGGAGAAGCAUUCUUCCUUCCAAGCAGAAAUAAAGGAAUGUUCAGCAAUCCUCGAUGAGUUGGAGCAGCUCCUGGCUAUGUGAGGCACAAGGAUGGACUGCACUGUUUUUUCUUGUUUUACUCCUAGUUCAGCAGUCUCUACUUUCAAACCUGGUCCCUCUAUCAGGUCCAAAACACUGAGCUGGGCAGGCUCCUGAGCAAUCCCUGGUGGAACGGCACCUGUGGUGUGGUAACCAGGUAGCAGCAGCGUUGGUGAAGUGCUCUGAGCUCUUGUUUUUCCCGUGGGGUUCAGCCUGGACUCUUUCUUAGUUAUUUUUUAAGUGUUAAUAAAGUGUUUUCGAUUAAAGCUCUUGGAAAGACG